Molecule: messenger RNA, 2569 nt
Organism: Anopheles maculipalpis
Lineage: Eukaryota; Metazoa; Arthropoda; Insecta; Diptera; Culicidae
Gene: Vps16A
Product: vacuolar protein sorting-associated protein 16 homolog
Exons: 8
Coding region: 36-2546 (836 amino acids)
Biological process (GO): intracellular protein transport; endosomal transport; vacuole fusion, non-autophagic
Cellular component (GO): lysosomal membrane; cytoplasm; endosome
Molecular function (GO): actin binding
Source: RefSeq, a predicted model, not a curated record
UUAUUUAGAUUUUGUGUAUAGUGCUUUACCUUAAGAUGUCUCUUCUAUGCAAUACCGGCGAUUGGUUUACAUUAGGGCAGGGAAAUGCCUUCAGAAAGAUUGAACUUUACAACAUGGAAUGGCCGGCGAGCAUUAAUUUGGAUAAUAUGGUGGUCCAUGCAGCACCGUACGGUGGACCGAUCGCUGUCGUGAAGGAUCCAAAGCUGUUCAUCAAACUGGACGGCAGUACUAGCACCAGACCCAUCAUUAGAGUUUUCAACUGUGUGGGCAAAUUGAUGUCAUCCAUCAAUUGGGAUUGCGGAAAUCUCGUCACCCUUGGUUGGUCCGACUCGGAAGAGUUGAUUGGUGUGCAAGACGACGGUACGAUCUUCAUACACGACAUGUUUGGCAACUUUGUGCAUAAGUUCAGCGUCGGCAAGGACGUAACGGAUGUGGCGGAUGCAAGAAUAUUUACAUCCGCGUCCGGCACUGGUGUGGCAGUCAUGACGUCGGGGCUGAAAAUCUACAUCCUGAACAAUAUUAAGGACCCGAAAUCCAGACCUCUGUCUGAGCUGCUAAAUAUAACAAGCAAUCUCACGUGCUGGGAAAUGGUUUGUAAAGACCGAACAACGAGCUGCUUACUAGCGACCGGAACCGACAUUACGAUCGUCCGCCAUGGGGAUAAUGUGUUCACCAACCAUACGCUCACGAUGAGGACCGAUUUUCAGUCGAUCAGCUUACUGUCCGUUUCGUUUGAUCACGAACACGUGGCGCUGCUCACCAACACUGGCUGCCUAUGGAUGGGUUCGUGGGAUCUGAAGCACAAGUAUUGUGAGUUUCUUACCGGUCGGCUUGAAAAAGCAAACCAGUUGGUGUGGUGUGUUGAUGGCGGCAGUUCAAGGUACGAAUCGCACGCGGUCAUCGUGAGCUACAUGAACCUAAUACUGAUUGUUGGUGCUACGGGUGAAUCAAAUGUUUACACGUACGACUCACCGAUGACGCUCAUCCCGGAGAUGGACUGUGUCCGGGUGCUGACCAACUAUUACCACGAGCUCGUCCAGAAGGUACCGCCCAGCACGAGCAAAAUAUUCGGCAUUAACAUCUCCGAGCCGGCGAGCUUUCUGUUUGAGGCGCACCGGAAAUUUCAGGACCGUAGCCACCAGUCGGACGAAUAUCUGUGUCUGAUCCAGAACAAGCUAUCGGCAGCGGUGGCUGACUGUAUCGAAGCGGCCGGCCACGAGUUCGAUCCAAACACGCAGAAAAGUCUCAUCCGGGCGGCGUACUUUGGCAAAAGCUUUAUACCCGGGCACAAUUGUGACGGUUACAUUACGAUGUGUAAAACGCUCAAGGUGUUGAACGUGUUGCGUGACCGAAACGUUGGCAUUCCGAUCACGAUACAGCAGUUCAACCAUCUGCAGCCGGUCGUUAUUUUGGAUCGUUUAGUGUUUCGCAAGCACUACGGUUUAUCCAUCCACAUUGCCAAGUAUCUAAAGCUACAGGAAACCAGAAUUCUGGAGCAUUGGGCAUUCCAAAAAAUCAUACACGAUAAAAACGAUGAGGAGAUUGCGCGUAAAAUAGCGGCCAAGUUUUCCAGCGCUGAUCUCCGCGAACCGAUGUCAUACGCGAACGUGGCUGACAAAGCGCAACAGAUUGGAAAAACUAAGCUCGCUAUAACGCUGCUCGAGCUGGAGACGAAAAAGAAACUGCAGGUCCCAUUGCUGCUGAAGCUCGGUGCUAGCGAGAAAGCGCUGAUCGCUGCCACCCAGUCGGGCGAUAUCGACCUCAUCUAUAUGGCAAUACUGGAGAUGAAAAAUACGACCGCACUGGCCAAAUUUCACAUGACGAUCCGGCGCUACCCGUUGGCUCAGAAUCUCUACAAGAAGUACUGUCAGCUGAAUAGUCUUUCCACGCUGAAGGACAUCCAUUCGCAGGAGGAUGAUUUUCUGUCGCAGGCGGAACUAGCGUUGCGGGAAGCACUCCAGUUGGGCAAUCUGGACGCAUCGAUAUCGGACAUUAGUGGCAACUAUCGGAAGGCCGGCAAAGCGGUCGAGGCCGAUCUGACGGACGAGACGAAAAAGCUGAUACGGCAUCAGAAGCUGUUACAGGACAAGUAUCAGAAGGAUUUCUUCGGCCUGCCAUUGCACGCGAUGGUACGCAAGUUGCUGCAGCUCGGCGACCAGCGGUACGCCGAGAAGCUGAAGAGUGAGUUCAAAAUGUCGGACCGACGGUACUGGUGGCUGCGGAUACAAACGUUCGCCGAAAAUUAUCAGUGGGAUGAGCUGGAAAAGUUUGCCAAGGCGAAGAAAAGCGUCAUCGGUUACGAACCGUUCGUGGAGGUGUGUCUGGCGAAAGCGAACGUGGCGGAAGCGAAAAAGUAUUUGCCACGGUGCAGUGAGGAAAACAAACUCAAGUGGUAUUUGCGGGCAGGUUGCUAUGCCGAUGCAGCUACGAUCGCGUUUAUGCAGAAAGACAUCGAUAGUUUGCUAAAAAUACACGACCACUGCAAUGAUCCAUCACUGAUGUCCACAGUGGAAAACAUGAUUGGACAACUGUCCAGUAAGAAAUGAUUUAUGAAAAAAACAUGCAAAGG